ACCAGCCAAUAGGAUUGCAGGAGAGCGGCACCAUCAGAGAUCAGAGGAAGAGCUCCUAAACUCGUUACGUUUGGCUUUAUUGCUUGUUUUGUUUCUUAUGAUCGAAUCUAGAUUUCCGGUUCCUGAAGCUCGAUGUGUUCAGAAGCAGCAGCAGCACACUGUUGCAUGUGAUCCAGGACAGACAGGAGCACAUGACCGAGUCACCGCCAGCAGCUGAGAGAAAACUACUGUUUUGAAUGAUGAGUUAUUUGAGGCAGUAAGUUCACAGGACGUCGUCUACAAACACCAUGUCAUCUAAAUCAUCUCUUCUUAAAGUCAUUCUCCUGGGCGACGGUGGAGUGGGAAAGAGCUCGCUCAUGAACCGCUACGUCACCAACAAGUUCGACGCCCAUCUCUUCCACACCAUCGGCGUGGAGUUCCUCAAUAAAGACCUGGAGGUGGACGGCCGCACGGUCACGCUGCAGAUCUGGGACACGGCGGGUCAGGAGCGAUUCCGGAGCCUGCGGACGCCCUUCUACCGCGGCUCCGACUGCUGCCUGCUCACCUUCAGCGUGGACGACAGCCAGAGCUUCCACAACCUCAACAACUGGAGGAAGGAGUUCAUCUUCUACGCCGACGUCAAGGAGCCCGACAGCUUCCCCUUCGUGCUUCUGGGAAACAAGGUGGACGUGACGGAGAGGCAGGUGACCAGCGAGGAAGCUCAGGAGUGGUGCAGGGAAAGCGGAGGAUACCCGUACUUCGAGACCAGCGCUAAAGAUGCGACUAAUGUUGCGGUCGCCUUCGAGGAAGCCGUCAGAAGAGUUCUGGCUUUGGAGGAUCGACACGAGCAUUUGAUUCCAACAGACACCGUCAACCUGCACAGAAAGCCUCGCAGCACCGCGUGCUGUUAACAGACCAGCUUCAUAUUCAAUGAUCCUCCAGUGAUCAGCGGCUGCACUUACUCCUUAACACUGGGUUGCUUUCAUUGGGUGGCGUUCUUGUGUCUGAACUGACAUGCAUGAUUUAAAAGAUUCUGUGCAUUCAGAUGUCUUCUAUAAAUAUAUAUACAUACAUAUAAAUCUGUCCUCUGGGAUUCGAGCAGGUUAUUGCAUAGAUAGACGGAUAUCAUUUUGUCUUGCAUGGGAGUCAAAUAGUGAAAAGCAAAUGCAAUAAAUGCACUGCGAAAACCUGCUUUUGAUUUCUUGUUUUCCAUUAAAAAUAACCUCCUUAAAGCACAGCUGUGUAAGAUCACUGCACUUUUUUCCAUCUGACAUAUAUAUUGAAUUUAACAAGUCUGUCACAUGCAGUUUGAUUCUUCAGUAAAUGCUUCUUGUUUUAAGGACAUUUAUAUAUUUUACUGGAAAACGAGACUGAAAUGCAGAUUUGUUUUGCAGUGUGCAUCUCAUGUGAUUUUCUUUUGCUAUAACUAUGAUUAACUAAUGCAGGACAGGUGUUCAUACACUGUGUGACCAUUUCUAAUAUAUAUUAACAUAAUUAUGUAGAGAGUGCCAAAAAUAUACACAGUACUUGUACUAAAAUAUGGAUGAAAAUGCACUUUGAAAAGAAGCACUAAAAUCUCAAUAUUGUACAUUGUUGAAUUGAAAUUAAAGAAGUAUUGAACAGUA
Carassius gibelio (silver crucian carp) is the source of this 1604-nucleotide messenger RNA. It is a transcript of the gene rab9a, whose product is annotated as RAB9A, member RAS oncogene family. Gene Ontology annotation, biological process: retrograde transport, endosome to Golgi; Rab protein signal transduction. The transcript is spliced from 4 exons. Bases 288 to 890 code for a protein of 200 amino acids. Gene Ontology annotation, cellular component: lysosome; phagocytic vesicle; late endosome. NCBI's taxonomy places the organism in Eukaryota, Metazoa, Chordata, Actinopteri, Cypriniformes, Cyprinidae. Gene Ontology annotation, molecular function: GTPase activity; GTP binding. The record is from RefSeq and is a predicted model, not a curated record.